AUGGCUGAUGCGGAAGAGCUCCCUUCCCUGAAGGAUUUGUUGGAGGAGAUCAGCACAGCACGCGAGACCGCUCGAGUGCAGUGGCGGCAGAAUUUCAGGAAGUCGCGGCAGGUCCCGGGUGCCUGGGCAGAUGCGAACGCCCUGCCGCGCCAGCGCACAAACUGGCGCUUCGACCCUGCCAGCUUCAAAGAUGAGCUGCGCGCGGUCGCAAAGCGCUUCCGGCUGCCACUGCGACGGGGACCCUCUCGGAAGCCUCUCGAGGCGCCAAACAUGAAGAUCCGAAGCCCUCGCGAGAUCGCUCCGUUCAUCCCGCUCCUCGAGCCGCACCUCAACGAGUGGGACGCCUCCAGGGCAGCGCUUCCCCAGCGCCGAUUCCCAUUGAUGGGCUUGGGACGGUACCUCGGCGGCGAUGUCGGAACAUGCCGCCUUCGUCGAUGUACGUUGUCUGCUGAAGCCCAGAAUUCAGUGUCGGCUUACAUGGCUGUCUGCAGCGAAGUCUAUUCAGAAGCUUCCUCGCUUCGCCCAGUGAGAAGUCCAGCAACAUCCGACGUCCGAUCCUCUCAGCAAAGCUUGCAGAUCACCUCUCGGGCACCUCUCACGAUGCCGGGUCAUAGGGACAGAAGGAGUACGGCUCAUUUCUUGGGGCUCAUGUUUCAAGGAAGACGGAGACCGGAAGAUGCAGAGCCUCCGGCCCUCCAACAGAGGGCCUUUGUUGCGUUUGUAAGGUACCCGAGGAUUCAGACUCGGGACAGGUGGCACGUUCUCUCGCCCUAUUUCCCUAAGUCGGGAGGAGCACAAUCACUGCUGACGAGGUUCACAAACACGAAGCUGCAGGGCAAGCCUCCUUGGAAGGACUCCUGCCUGGCGAAAGCGCGAAAGGGCAAAGCUUCUGCUCCCGCUGCACACUCACCUGGGCCAUGGCACAGGGUUGUGAUGCAACGAGGCCUACUCGAACAAGAUCGUUUUGCCUGUGAUACCAUCAUAAUAUAG
This is a messenger RNA of Symbiodinium sp. CCMP2456, 990 nucleotides long. The record is from the annotation of a GenBank genome assembly. NCBI's taxonomy places the organism in Eukaryota, Dinophyceae, Suessiales, Symbiodiniaceae.